CUCCUGCCUCAGCCUCCCCAGUAGCUGGGGCUACAGGCACCAGCCAUCAGCGGCCAGUUCAAGCCUGAAGCCCAGUCUCUGGGCUCCCUGUCCAGGGCUCCCAGGGCCUGCCCGCCGCUGCCCCUGGGUCUCACUUUCUCACCACCUGCCGGCCACCGGGCCCAGGCCCAGUCUCAGAUGCACGAACCGUCCCCGCCUGCCUUUGAGCACCCCUCCCCCAACGGUCUCCCUGGAUCCUCCCGGGGGGGUCCUCAUCACUCGAGCCUCUGCUCCGUGUCACCUCCGCUCCAAGGCCUCUCCUGCCCCCUCCCAUUGCGCUCCUUGUCAACGACGCACCCGUCGCCACCCGAAGCCAUCCUGUCCUGCCAGCUCUGCCUUCAGAACACACCCCUGUCCCCUCCCCGCCCCUCCCCCGCUGCUGUCACCUGGUCCCCCCCACCCCCUCCCACUAGACCGGGCUGUCUGGACCUCAGCACCUGGACACUUGGGGCAGAGUCGUUCUCUGUGGUGGGGCGUUUGUUUGCCAGCGUCCCUGGACUCCACCUGCCGGAAGCCACCUGUGACAACAAGAACUGUCUCUGGACGUUGGCCAGUGUCCCCUGGGAAGCAGAACCAGCCUGGUGGAGACCCAAGCUCAGAAAUGCUGCAAAACACCUCCCUCACACGACCCUUGCCCCCUCUGCGCCACACAGCAGGGUGGGCUUGAGAACACCACGCAGCUCCUGUCACUGUGGGCUCAAAGCAUCUGACGGCUUCUGUCCAUGUUCGGCACCCACGCCCAUCUCUGUGGCCCACGGGGACCCUGCAGGGCCCGCGCCCACCCGUCUCCAGCGUGCUCGGCUCUGGCCACGCCGGCCGCACGGCCCCACCUGCGACGCUGGCGCCUGCACGCCCUCUGCCCUAAGCUCUCCUGGGUCUCUUCCCAUUCCAGGCCUGUCCGCACCCCCAGGGCCGGCAGAUCCCCCCUGCGCCCCUGAGCUGCCCCACUCUGACAGCCCUCCCUGUCACUGCCUGGACUCAGCUCCUCACGGCCUUUUCUCGAGUUAUCCUGUUCCUGUUCCUUUAACUUUCUGUGUGUUCACUUCCGUCUCCCUCAUUCGACUGCAGCCCCGGAGGCCAGGGGCCUUGACGUGCUCCCUGUGGUGUCAGGGACAGCUCCUGGGCCGGGGAAGACCCUGGGGACACCGGGUCCGUGCACGAACACGUGCCGUGGGCGUGGGCUUCUCUCCGUCGGGGCACGGCCGGGCCGGGCCGGGGUUGGCGGAGGAGUCCCCUGCAGCCCGUGGCUGCUGCGGACAUGGAGAGCCGGGGUCGGCCGGGACCCGCAGCCUCCUUGGCCUCGCUUCUCGGGAAACAGGCGGAAAUUUCCCUCCCGGUCGGAAGUGGCAGCAGGCCCGGCCACACCCCAGCCCGGCCCAGGCGAGGCCCGGUCUAAAUAUAGAAGGUGGAGCGUGA
Microcebus murinus (gray mouse lemur) is the source of this 1455-nucleotide messenger RNA. The record is from RefSeq and is a predicted model, not a curated record. Lineage: Eukaryota; Metazoa; Chordata; Mammalia; Primates; Cheirogaleidae.